UCUCCCCUCCUUCUCAGCGCGUCUGCACCCACCCGGGUCAGUGCGAGCUCGGUGGCUGCCGGCUCGCCACAGACGCCAUGCACCGGCUCCUGUCAGCCGUAACGGCCCGAGCCGCGACGCGCGGGGUGUGGGCUUGGGGCUGCGGGCGGCGCGGGGCUCACCAGCGCGCCAGGCUGCCGCAGCUCGGCCCCGGCUGGGUCGGGGGCCUGGGGCUGGGGCUGGGGCUGGCGCUCGGGGUGAAGCUGGCGGGCGGGCUUAGGGGCGCAGUCCCCACGCCGCCCCCCGCGGCCCCCGACCCUGAGGCGUCGCCUCAAGCCGAGCGGCCGCCGCCGCCAGAGGAGUCCCUCGCCGGGUGGUCUCCGCAAACCCCGGUGCCACCCAUCUCCAGGCGUUUCGCCAGAGCCAUCGACAGCAGCCGUGACCUGCUGCACAGGAUUAAGGAUGAGGUGGGCGCCCCUGGCAUAGUGGUUGGAGUCUCUGUAGAUGGAAAAGAAGUCUGGUCAGAAGGUAGGCUCAGAAAAGUGUUCUUCAGUGGCUUGUUUUGUGCCAAUUGGUGAAUGAAAUCUUGCUGUUUUACUGCUUGGAG
Molecule: messenger RNA, 586 nt
Organism: Hipposideros armiger (great roundleaf bat)
Lineage: Eukaryota; Metazoa; Chordata; Mammalia; Chiroptera; Hipposideridae
Product: serine beta-lactamase-like protein LACTB, mitochondrial
Exons: 2
Coding region: 78-557 (159 amino acids)
Biological process (GO): regulation of lipid metabolic process; proteolysis
Cellular component (GO): mitochondrion
Molecular function (GO): peptidase activity
Source: RefSeq, a predicted model, not a curated record